Paramuricea clavata is the source of this 16558-nucleotide messenger RNA. NCBI's taxonomy places the organism in Eukaryota, Metazoa, Cnidaria, Anthozoa, Malacalcyonacea, Plexauridae. The record is from the annotation of a GenBank genome assembly.
AAACAAUUAAAUUCAAGUAUUGCGCCCACUACAAAAGCUAUUGAAAAUGAAAUCGUUCUGGCAUAACCAAUUAUUGCGGGUGAAGAGGAGAAAGAUUGAAGGAAUCUGAAUCGUUAAAGCAGCUAACAGCUCUUGUCAGAAACCAGCCAGGUAAGUAGUAUAUUCUAAAUUUGAUUUCAUAUGCUCAGGUAGGAUUAAACCAACCAAUAUUCAUAACGUAGCUUUGGGAAUUUGCAGCUUUAUACGUAUAGUUCAUUAAUUUACAUCUAUAGGGCAAAGUCAGUUACAUAAUUAGUCAUAACAUUCCCCGGCAAUAUGAUAGCCAGGUGAUAAGAUUGAGACGACUGAUAUUAUGAUCAGCAAUCGCUGUGCCCCUAUAAAGAUUUAGACACCUAGUGGAUUUAGAGUCAAGACGUCGGUAUAUUAUUAACUGGAAAACUACAUUGCCUUAGAUUGAAAUUUAGUUCUUAUCUUCAGCGGCUUAUUCCCAUAUAAUAAUAGGUUUACUAGAACAACCAAUUUGCGUUGGAAUGAAGUUGAUUCACUGUUAAGCCCAGACAAACCGGAGGAUGAGAUUAGGUUAGCUGAAAGUGUAUAGCUGUUCUUAAUGCUUUCCCAACACGUAAAUUAUAUUUUACUUAAGUUAAAGCGUAAUUGGAACACUUAUAUCAAACCGUUCCCGUUAAUCUAGAGCUUGAAAAUUAAUGUCCCCUGUAAUAAUGCGUGACUGCCAAAUCUCAUCAACUCUCAUAUAGCCUGGCCGCGUUUACACUAUCAAAUUUUCUGUGAUCAAAAUAGGAAUUUUGCAAAUUUUAAGUUUUGAAAGAUGUAAGGAAUGUUUAAGGGAACUGAUUCAGAUAUACUGUGAUCCAGAAACCCAGACUAUAAAUCCUUAUAUGUUCAGAAUGGAAUGAGUUAAGGAAUGAACCUAUACAUUCCAGCAAUCGACCGAUAUAUAUCUAUGCAGUGACCCUUCAAGGAAUAAUCUCAUACUCUGAGAAAAAUUGCAGGUCGAGCUAGUGUAGCUAGAAGCAAAUAUCUCACAAAAAAUUGAUGAAAGUUUUCCUCUAGGACUACCUACAUAGCUGAUGCUAUUUUUCAUUAUAUUUUUAAAUUAAACUAUAUAAAUGUGUCGCCUUGUAGUCAUUUUGAUGUCAUGCUGAUUUUGAGCACAAACAUUUAAACUGUACUUUUUCAUUUAAAGAGAAAACUAAGGAAGUGUCUCUGGAGUUUGUAUACAUAUUGUUUUGCAACACAAUAAUUUUUAAAAAGAUAUCAUACUGAAGAAGCUACUUAAUUAUUGUUAAAGAUAACUCGUUAUUUUGUAAUAGGUUGCGCAAUCCGAUAUAUCAGCAGGAUAAAAACUAUAAACUAUCACUACUUUGCAUUAAAUUAAACAAGAAUGUAUAUCGUAAGAUUAAGAAGUCUGAGUAUAGUGAUUCAAAUAAUAGUUAAUAUAUCGCGUACCAACAAAAUGAAUCUUUGAACUCUUUAAGAAAGCACCCGGCAAGAAUGAAAAAAACAAACAAUUGGGUAUAAAAUAUCAAAAAUUUAUGCCGGCAAAACUGCUAUAAGCCUAAGGAAUAUAUACUAAAACUGUCUGUACCAGUGUUGGUAUAGUACCAAUGUGAAAAUGCUGAGUGCUUAUAUCACUACCGUAAAAAAAAUAAGCAGAAACUCGACGUUUCGAGCGAAGGCCCUUCGUCAAGAGUGAGUAGCCUUUUUUCGACGUCGAGUUUCUGCUUAUUUUUUAAGGUAGUAAUAUAACCACUCAGCACAGCAUUAAGCCUAAGGCUAAGGAAGCAUUUUUAAAACUAACUUCACAUUUCUUAUCGUGUCCUGUCAAAGCAUAUAGUUAAUAACUUUGUCCGUGCAUCCGAUACUGAAACAGGCGGAGAUCCCUUGGACAAUAGUCCGUUGAGAAACUCGAUGGUGGAUUGUGAGAUAAUUUAGAAAACACAAACUGCUCUGUCCAAAGAUAUAAUAUAUGAAAAGGGGAGGUCUCAGAAAUUCCACACAUAAUAUAUAAUACGUUAUUGCAAAGUGUCUAUCAAGUGUUUUUUAAUUGAAAAUCUUUGAAGUAUUAAUUCCAGCAAUUUAAACUGACUAUUUUUCAAUGCAGGGCUAUAGCUUGGAAUAUUAAUAAAAAAAGUUCUCUUCUUGUACUAAACAUAUAAUGAAGAGAGGGAGAACAUUUUAGAUAGAACUGACAUUCAGUAUAAAGUCAGUUUAGCUUUAUAUAUUACUAUAAAUAAACGUUUUAUAUAGUGCGUGCAUGACGUGCGUAUGAAAUAUCGCCUUAACGCCUGCAGGGCCAUCCGUUUGGGAAAGAUUAUUCAAGGGGAAAUAUGAGCUUUAAUCCCAUUGUAUUGGAUUUAAUGUUAGCAGAAGUACAUUACACGAAGAAUAGAUGCAAUCUCAUGGCCUGCAUGCUGAGACCAUUCCAGCCAAUAUUGCAAAUUAAUGCAUGUACGCACGCACGUUGACAAAACAACGCCGUGUAAACAAACUUUUGGUAAUUUACUAUGACAGAAGCUCAACAUUGGGAGCAGGGUUACUUCUCUAAUGUAUAUAAUGACAUAUACUUUAGUCUAUUGUAGCCCAGUCAUUGACAUUGUAAAAUUAAAUGCAUCUACAACAUUACUAUUAAUUUAUAUAAUACGAACAUUCCCACUUCUUUUUCUCUCUUGUAAAUAUAAUAUAUAUACUUCAAAACUUUCUGAUUUUACAUAUUAUGUAUUGAUUGACUGUAAAUAAUUGAUUAUGUGAUAAAACGAACAGUAACUAGAGACCUAAAAUAAAAAGUCUAUGAAGAUUUCUAGUAGGUCUCUAGCCCAAAAUCUUCAAAUUAUUGUAAUAUAUUUUAAGUAGAUUUCUAUACAUGGGAAAAUAAAUAAAAAAAAAAGGUUAAGUUAAGAAGGGCAGUAUUAUUUAACAUGGAAUUUAUCAUAAGGGAAUUUUUCAUAGAAGGAAAGGUGUAGUUAAAACCAGUUCUGUUCAAGAUUAUAUGACUAUCCACGUCUCUUUCAUUGCACAAGAUAUCGAUGGCCAUUAAAAUUAGACCUAUCAUUUAUAUACAGGCUCCUCCGCAGGCAUCGCUAUAUAUAUGGGUUUUAGCCUGUCAAAUGAACAUGUAGUCGUCAAUCAAAGCCGAACAUGCCUGGGCAGGUCUUAAGUGAUAGACAUAAGUUUCAAUGUUAAUUAGCAUUAUUUACGUCAUAAAUCGGAAGCUGAAAAAGGGAAUGUUUCCGUUCUAUGUCAAUAGCCACCCUAUAAUGACAAUUAAAGAUUGUUCUCCAUAAUCAUGUGCAGAUGGAACAGCCAUAUGAUACAAUGUUCAGCCACGGUUAAUCACUGCAUGCUCGUGAAGUAAUUAUUAUAGAUUUUAAACUUUUGCUUUUUUAUCUAUACACGUACGAGUAUACGAAGAAAACUGUUCAAAUCCAUCAUACAUGCAGUAAUUUUACUCAAUAUUUGAUUCAUGCAUAUGGGUCCAAUGGGUCCAUGAUUUUACUCGCAUUUCUGGGUUAAAAUUUUCGAAUUUUAUUUUGUAGUGCACUUACUAAACACAACCAUAUAGUAACAAGGUACAGCAUUCAGUUUACGAUUCGUGAAUGCUGGGUUUGGUGGAUAAUCCAAGUCAUGGGCAAGUAGCUAUAUACACAAUGUAAGUUAUAUAAGACCUAACCAGGAACGGUUGCAAUUCCUGACAGAGGACCUACAAUCCUUCACAAAAUAUAUUGAGACUUGCAUAUUUAUCUAUAAAAUCAGCAAAUUUCUACCAUCAAGAGCUCGUCCUUUCCCCCCUCUCCCUUCAAAACAAUGUUGACGGUUAUUAAGAAUUUCAACUCAAUCACGAGCAACAUUGCUCUGUAGGGGGGAGGGGAGAGGAAAUUACACUUUUCACAUGGGUAGUCUCAUAAUUUUUGUGAAGGAUUGUAGUGAUGCAUUUUUCGUAACCGUUCCUGGUAAUUAGGUCUUAAAUUGUGUAUAUAUCUGCUCACUUGGAUUAUCCACCAAACUCACAAUCGUCCACAAAGUAUUUGAGACAAACCCCCCUGCCCCCAUCUCAAUGUUGCUUUGUGCUGUAAAAUUGUGUUAUUCAAAUAUCAUGCAUUAGAUUUUGAAUGCCAAUAGACCAUUGGACAUGACGUCACAACGCCGGUGAUGAUGCAUCUGGAGGACAAAUUAGCAAUCUAUGCAUAAUAUAACUUUUGUAAACAAAGCAAAUUUUGUAAAACUUCAUAAUAAUUUUGUAUUAAAAUGGUUAAUUUUUGCGCUGUAUGUGGUUGUUGUACCCGAACAGAUAUUGUUAGGGAUAAUCUGGAGGACACUCUAAGGAUUUGCGACGUCAGUACAAUGGGUCUAUAAGACACUUGCGGUUGUUGGGUCAUGUUAUAUUUCUGCCAGGACGAUAAUAGCAUUUCAACAUUGAAAAAGGGGGAAGUGAAUUCCCAACUUCUCAAUAUAAUAUCGUGAACGAUUGCAGUAUUCUAGUUCAACAAAGUGAAGUGCAAAAUAGCUACAUCUUGCAAGUUUAUGAUUGAGUGUGUAUUUGUUUAGAUAAUUAUGAAAUAUGUGAGAUUUAGGAAGAUUUAAACUUUUUUUUCCAAUAACUGCAUAACGUAUAAAAACAUGACCUCUGGACUGAUGUGUUGAUGUAUUGAAAUAUUGUUUCGUCACAUUUUCAGACAUCUAUAUAUCAGUUUACAUGCAUUUCCGCUGUUUGCCAAAACGUUCCUAGGGAAAUUUAGACAUAUAUACCUGAGGGAUAAGAGAUAGUGUUCAUGUAUUAAAAUACAUCAUGGAAGAUAUUUAAUAUUUUUUUUUUAAAUUUCUUCUAGCGUCAUGGACGAAAACAAAAACUCGAACCAAAAGGAAGAGGUACCAUUUAUUGCCAGUUCUGAUAAAAAGAAACAGUUGAAAUUUGGUUGGGGCAAAUUUCGACCGGAUUGUUUACAGAUUUUUAAUGGACCAAAAUGUUUUCUGUUUGUGGUGGUUUUGUUCACUGUAUGUCAAGGUAAAGAUGAAUGAUUAUUUGUAUUUUUACUGUGUUGGGAUAUUGGUGCAUGCAUGCCAUGGUGCAUAUGCAUAUAUACAUCAGUUCAGUGACCCAUGUGACCACAGACUGAGACAUUGUACUAUUGUUAGAAGACCUCUAUGUACUAUUUAAAACAUGAGCAUGCUGCAGUGUUUUGUCAUUGGCGAAGUAAUUUUCAAAAACACGUUGUGUAAGUCGAGAAAAUCAAAGUUAAAGUUUAUGUAAAUCUGCCGGAAAUCUCUAUCACAUAUAAAGAUACGACACGCUUAUGAUUUUUCUUCAGUGUAUUUCGUCAUGAAUUAUUAAUGAGGUUUUGAAAUAUAUUGGGAGAACAGUUUAGAACUGAUAGAGCUAUCCAGUAUAAAUAAAGUUAAUCCCUAUAGUAGUUCAAAAUAAAUGUACCAAAAGGUUCUACCCCUUGUAGACGACGAGAAUUGUUUUAACUUUGUAUCACCAUUGUUGAGCCGUACCUUAUACACCGUGCAUAUCCUUUGUUUUAGGUUUAUUAAUAUUUAUAUAGCAUGGUUGAAUGACUGACUGAAACGUUGCUAUUGGAUGAUUCGCUCAUUAUACUGAAAUACAAUGUGUUCAUUGACCGUGCACCGUGCACAAAACUGCAUAAACGCGAACAAAAAGAUAGAACAAAGACUUUAGCGGAGUUUCCAAACCAUGUUUUGAAAGACUGUGGUUUAUAAUAUUCCAUAUUUUUCUCAACUUGCAUGGUGCUUGGUAGCGAAGAAAAUUAGCACGAUAUUGAUAUAAAUUGAUAUUAGUAUACUAUUUUAAAACUUGAUUCGUUUCUGGAUCUUAUUUUGACACGUUAUAUUUAGUGUACGUGUUAACACGAGAAAUAAUUCUAUAAAAUUCUUAGCCCGAAAUUUUGAGUACAAAUUCGCCUAUGAAAGAACAAUUUUUCAACGACAAGAAAUCUUAGCACAUUGCGUGUAUGAGCACGUCCUGAACUAAUUAUAACACGUCCUCUGCGGCUGAAGGGCUGAACCAAACCUUUUCAGGAAAUGGAACGUGCGUACUUACAAAAUGUUCUAAUCGGAUAACGUCAUACGCCGCAUAAUGUCAAAAUCCAUUCUUCAUGCCUGUACGUGUUUUGGUUUCCUCCGAGUGCACAGAUGUAGUAAAAUUAAAUAUCAGAGUCUUACCAGUCAUAACAUUGUGUAAUCUCGCUAGACAAUAAUGCUUGCAUAAAAAUGAGUGUUGAAUGAAAAGUGAUCUAUUUGAUUUUGAUAGCGAGUUAUAUAAACAUUGUCUUGUGUGACAAUAUAACAUUAUAAUAAUAAUCAACCAGUUUCGGUAUAUAUAGUUACAUACAUAAAAAUCACAAGAACUGACAAACUACUACCAAUAUCCUACUUUAAAUGAGUUUCAAAAUUGUCAGAACAUCCUAACUAUAUUUUGCAACCACAGUCAUGAUUGAUUUGUCAUGCAUAGGCUAUAGCCAUUAUAUAAGUAAAAAUAUUUUGAUGUACCUAUGUGAUGCACUAUUACUAGUAAAACAUGAGCAACAGUGCUUUAUCAGAUAUAAAGCUACGAGGCGAAGCCGAGUAUCUUUAUAUCUGACAAAACACGCACUGCGAAUGUUUUAAAUUGCUUCAAAAACGAUCGAUCUAGUAAGUUCAUUGACGAAGUAAUUUUAAAAAAAUAUACCUUGUGCAAGUCGAGAAAAUCAAAGUAAAAGUUUAUGUAAAUCAAGGAAAAUCUCUAUCACAUAUAAAGAUACGACACACUUAUGAUUUUUCUUUGUGUUUCCUCAUGAAUUAUUAAUGGUUUAGAAGAUUAAAUGAAGAAAACGAAGAGUUUAUUUUACAAAGAUUUUUUAUAAAAUUUAAUCUAAGAUUGGUGAGCUUUGUAUAAUUGCUGCAGGAUAUUAAAAAAAUGUCGUUCGUCCCCAAUCUCAUGUAGAUCACAAUACAUGCAUGUUUAUAUAAACCAUGGAUAAUAAAAUAAACUUUAUUUUAUUAUCCAUGAUAUAAACAAACAUAUCUCAUCACAUUUUAACCUCAUCCAGUGAUAAAGAAGAGGUUUAAACAUCUAAAGAACUCAUCCAAAAUGCUUACUAAAACCGAUAAUUACGUCAUGAAAGCGAUUCAUGAAAGCGAAGCUCCCAGGCCAAAUGACGCGGUAAUUAGUCGAAACUCGAAAGGGUGUAUUGUGUUAUUUAUAUGUUAGGCAGGUUUUAAUAAAGUAAAAUGAUAAAUUUCUUAUUUUCAGCACUUGUGGUCAUGGGUCUUACAACUCUAACCUUACCCAGUAUUGAGAAGAGAUUUAGUUUAACAUCCAAGGAACUGGGUGUGAUUAUGGCCGCCAAUGAUAUCACAGCUUUGGUCAUCGUAUUAUUUCUCAGUUUCUAUGGUGACUAUGGGAACAAGAUUCGCUGGGUUGGAGGAGGCGGUGUUCUUUUGAGUAAGCUGGCAAUUGGCAAAUAAUUUUGUUUUUUGUUCUGUUCUGUUCUGUUCUGUUCUGUUCUGUUCUGUUCUGUUCUGUUCUGUUCUGUUCUGUUCUGUUGACAACAGCACGUAACGCAAAUUUUUCUUAUAGUGCUGUAUAAAUAUGGCGUCAAUUUUAUGGCAUCAACGAUAAUUGACAAUAUUUAUCUAUUAUUUUGUGUUUCUCAACCGCCAGAUACAUUUAAAAAGGUUGCUAACUGUGUAAACUACAAAAUAAAGUAAUUCUGAGAGGAACGCCAAAAAAUUUUAAGUUUUGAACACUUUUCAUCGCAAAUACGCCUCUCAAUUAGACUCUCCUUCCUUAUACUACGGAUACCUCUCUAACACGGACACCUGUUUUUAUUAAUGUGCCACUAACCCCAAAUAUCAUUUUUGGUAUGUGUAAUAUUUAGGUCAUUCGAAGAUGAAAUGUAAUAUAUCUUUAUAAUAAAAAAAUCCCAUCUUGAUCAACUUUUUCACUGUCAGAGUUUCCAGAUAUGAUGUCAUUAGGUGAAUUGCAAAUUAGUUUUCCUUUGUUUUUUGUUCCAAAAAUUCACCUAAUGACAUCAUAUCCAGAAAUUUUGACAGUGAAAAAGUUGAUCAAGAUGAAGUUUUUUACUAUAAAGAUACAUUACAUUUCUUCCUAGAAUGACUCCAAUAUUACACAUACCAAAAAUUACAUUUGGGGUUAGACGUGCAUAAAUCUCGUAUAUACAUUUUUAAAACCUUCCAGAAAACGUACACUUGCUGUGUCACCGUUUCCUACACUCAAACCGACUAAUAUAAAUUCCAUUUUUGUUUCCCAUCAGGCUUUAGUGCACUACUCUACGCUCUCCCGCACUUUCUCAUUGGUCAAUAUGAGCCCUCCCUCACAGGUCCUCGCGGGCCUACAUGUUUCAGCGGUAAUAUAACACAAGGCGAGAAGGCGCAGUGCUCUCUGGAGAGUGACAGUCGUUGGUAUUAUAUGGCAAUAUUUGUUUUGGCGCAAUUAAUUAUGGGCGCCGGGAUAUCACCCUUCUAUCCAUUAGUGCCUGCAUACCUGGAUGAGAAUGUCCACCCCAAACAUAUGCCUGUUUAUUUGGGGAUCUGGACUUGUGCCACGUUCCUCGGUCCAGGCCUCGGGAUGAUACUCGGCGGCAAAUUCCUGAGCAUCUACGUUGAUCUAGAACAGGUAAGAUAUAAUUUUAUUGUUUGUUAGAAAACAGUAGGGUAUUGCGAAACUCGUUCGUCAGCCAAUCUCAUGCAGAUACGAAAUCGAUAUUGGACUAAGGAAUAGACACAUGUUUAAUGUUCCUGUCAGUGUGUGUAAAACAGACAAACUAAAAAAUAGUUUUAUGUUUUAUAUUUAGUAAUUCAAGUAGGAAAACUUUUUAAUCCUAGUUUAUAUAGUUGUUGGAUAUUACAUGUAAAAUUAGCUUAUCACUAUUUUAAUUACUUUUAACCUUUAUAUCAUGUAAAUUUAUAUACUGAAUUUAGCCUUUUUGGCUGCAAUGAUAUAUCUAAAUAAACUAUCUAUCUAUCUAUCUAUCUUGCAAAUAAGACUGAAUAGGGUAUAAAAUCCAAAAUUCAACGCAAACAAGCGAAACCACCGUAGUUUUCAAACCACCACAUAAAAUCUUUUAUUAUAUAGUAGAGAGUGAGAUACUGAGAAAUACAGUGACAUAUUUUCCAUAUCUUCACUAGUGAAGAUAUCGAUCACGUGACUUUUAGUAUUGAUACAAUUCUUUGCUUGGUACUAUACAGGGUGUAUAAAAAAAAACUGAACAGAUUUGAAAUUGGUCUCAAUUUCGCAAACACCUAUUUGUAUCUGGGUUUUUAUAUAUAUAGCUUCUUUGGGUACUUAUAAUGUAAAAUAAUGAAAAAAAUUUCUCGAACUCAAAUUUUGUGAGCCAGGGGGAGUGUGUCUUUUCCAUCAAGCUAAAAAUGGCUCGCGCACAAAAUUUAAAAGCAGUAAUCAUAUUUUAACUUAACAGAUUGAAAAUUUGUCGGGUUUUUAAUUACUGUACAAAAUAUCAGACAAUUUGGUUUAGUUUAAGCCCUUUAACUAUUCAUUUUGUUCUAAAAAGUCAGCCUUUCGCAUGCUUAAUUUAAUGCCUUUACCUAAUUUGCAUAUUGCUGACAUAUGCAAAUUAGGCAAAUGCAUUAAUUAAGCAUGCAAAUAGCUGAUUUUUCGGGAAAAUUUUAACUUUGCGUGAAUAGUUAAGGGGCUUAAACUAAACCAAAUUGUCUGAAAUUUUGUACAGUAAUUAAAAACCCGACAAAUUUUCAAUCUAUCAACUCAAAAUAUUAUUACAGCUUUUAAAUUUUGUGCGCGAGCCAUUUUUAGUUUGUUGGAAAAGACACAGCCCCCUGGUUCACAAAAUUUGAGUUCGGGAAAUUUUUUUCAUUAAUUUACAUUAUAAGUACCCAAAGAAGCUAUAUAUAUAAAAAAAAAACCAGAUACAAAUAGGUGUUUUGCGAAAUUGAGAGCAAUUUCAAAUCUGUUCAGUUUUUUUUAUACAUCCUGUAUAAUAAACAGAACAUUACACGGUGGCUUGAAGAUAUGACUUUUAUCUUAUCGUGUUAAAAACAAUAUUUUACUCACUCGCUGUGCUCGUUCGUAAAAUAUUGUAUAUAAAAAUAGACCGCCUCAUGAUGUAUCUAUUAUUUGUUUUUCAGCCUGAAGGUGUCAACUUGACGGCACGUGAUCCGAGGUGGAUAGGUGCAUGGUGGUUAGGGUUUGUAAUUUUUGGAAUUUUCAUUUUCAUUUUCUCAAUCCUUAUUCUCGGAUUUCCACGAGAACUUCCCGGAUCGCGGGAAAUGCGCGAGGAACACAUCAGAAAAGGAAAUAUUAGAAAAGUGAAGAAUCCCGCGAAACCAACUUUAAAAAUGAUCUUGCCGGAGCUCAAAGAUCUGUUAACAAACUGGACGUUUCUCUUCAAUACGCUGGGUUUGACAGCAACAUUGCUGUACGUUGGAGCAUUGGUUCCAUUCUAUCCAAAAAUUCUUUUCUUGAAGUUUGGGGUACUCCCGGAGAAAAUUGGUUAUGUUAUGGGAGGUAUAAUGACACCAAGCAUGGCAGGUAAGGGAGAGGAAAGAGAUAAUCCUCCUCAUUGGAGAUGAUCCUCACUGAACUUCCAGGGAGAACAGUUUAGAACUGAUAGAGCUAUCCAGAAUAAAUAAUGCUACUUUAGUUUAGGUUUUCUUCUGUGGUAACACUGGAUCAAUAAGGGAUGAUCCUCACUGAACUUCUAGGGAGAACAGUUUAGAACUGAUAGAGCUAUCCAGUAUAAAUAAAGUUACUUUAGGUUUCCUUCUGUAGUAACACUGGAUCAAUAACAGAUGAUCCUCACUGAACUUCUAGGGAGAACAGUUUAGAACUGAUAGAGCUAUCCAGAAUAAAUAAUGCUACUUUAGUUUAGGUUUGCUCCCGUGGUAACACUUGAUCGAUACGAGAUGAUCCUUACUGAACCUCUAGGGAGAACAGUUUAGAACUGAUAGAGCUAUCCAGUAUAAAUAGAGUCAGUUUAGUUUAGGUUUCCUCCCGUGGUAACACUUGAUCGAUACGAGAUGAUCCUUACUGAACCUCUAGGGAGAACAGUUUAGAACUGAUAGAGCUAAUCCAGUAUAAAUAGAGUCAGUUUAGUUUAGGUUUCCUCCCGUGGUAACACUUGAUCGAUACGAGAUGAUCCUUACUGAACCUCUAGGGAGAACAGUUUAGAACUGAUAGAGUUAUCCAGAAUAAAUAGAGUCAGUUUAGUUUAGGUUUCCUCCUGUGGUAACACUGGAUCAAUAAGAGAUGAUCCUCACUGAAUCUCUAUAGGGAGAACAGUUUAGAACUGAUAGAGCUAUCCAGAAUAAAUAAUGUUACUUUAGUUUAGGUUUCCUCCCGUGGUAACACUGGAUCAAUACGAGAUGAUCCUCACUGAAUUUCUAUGGGGAGAACAGUUUAGAACUGAUAGAAAUACCCAGUAUAAAUAGAGUCAGUUUGGUUUAGGUUUCCUCCCGUGGUAACACUGGAUCAAUACGAGAUGAUCCUUACUGAACCUCUGGGGAGAACAGUUUAGAACUGAUAGAACUAAUCCAGUAUAAAUAGAGUCAGUUUAGUUUAGGUUUCCUCCCGUGGUAACACUUGAUCGAUACGAGAUGAUCCUUACUGAACUUAUUGGGAGAACAGUUCAGAACUGCAGCUCUCCAGAAUGUAAUAGUUUCGCAAGAGAAAAGCCUUUAUAGCUAGAACUUGCUGCUUCAUAUUAAGUAUGUUUAUAUAACUCGUCAUUUUUAGUUGGUGUUCUUAUUGGCUCAAUGGUUCUGAAAAAAUUUCCCCUUAAAGAAAUGUGCAAAAAGUCCGCACUCUUCAUAUUUAUACUGCGCACGCUCGGUUUCAUUGCCCCGCUGUCUUUUCUCAUCGUCGGCUGCAAUAAUAUCAACCUUGCUGGGGUGACGACACCUUAUAAUGAAAUGUAAGUACUGUAUAACUUUACUGGAAUGAUAUGUCAAACAUGGAAGUCAAGUGAAGGUACACGGCUAAGCCACCACUGAACUACCUAAAAAUAUCUCAAAAGUGGUGGUCCAGUGAAGAUAGUAGAUACAGAACACGACAGCUUAUUGUAGAAUACUGGACCACCACGUUUGAGAUAUCUUUUUCAGGCAGUUCAGGCACAAACCACGGCAGCGUAUUGUACAAUACUACCUACACUGGACCACCACGUUUGAGAUAUCUUUUUCAAGUAAUUCAAACACAAACCACGGCAAGUUAUUGUAGAAUACUAUCUACACUGAUUACGGGAUCACCACGUUUGAGAUAUCUUUUUCAGGUUGUUCAGGCACAAAUCACGGCAGCUUAUUGUACUAGAAUACUAGCUGCACUGAACUCCCACGUUUGAGAUAUAUUUUUCAGGUAGUCAAACACAAGCCACGGCAGAUUAUUGUAGCUAUUAAUACCAUAUGCCUAUACCUAUACCUACGCUGGACCACGGGACCACGAGGUAGUGUUGUACAAUAAGCUGUUAACGUUUUGGUUAAACGGCUUGAAAAGUAUAAUGUUUGGAGGUUUUUGCUUGGAAUUUGAGAAGAACCUUUCUAUCUUAAUUUAUUAUUCCAUUUUAGAAGCACGAAUCAUGAUAUUAGACAACCAAUCGUGACAUCAACAACAUCCCUUUCUCUCACGGCCACAUGCAAUAAAGGCUGCCAAUGCUCUCAAAGCCGUUUCGUUCCAGUUUGUGGGUCAGACAAUAUUACAUAUUUUGAUAUGUGCCAUGCUGGAUGCAAAACGCACUUCCCAAAGACUAAGGUAAGGCUGGCAAAACUCUUGCUUUCUUUCACUUUAUGUUUUUUAUUUUAAUUUAUAUUUUCUUGACUGUAUGAAAGACUUUAUAGAGGCUAAUAUAUUUUAUCGCAUACAGGGUAUCCCCAAAAAAGUGACACUAUAGAAAUUAUCCUAUUGUUAUAAUUUGAAUGCCCUAGCUAGCACUUAGUUGAUCCCACAGGUGCAUAAACUUCUGCUUCUGGAAUUUAAAAUAAAAAAGCAAACCGUUUAUUAGUGUAAUCCUUUUGCUUGACUCGGGCGUUAAAAUAUUUGGACAAAGCGAAAACGUUUUAAAAUGCUUAAAUGUAAAUACAAGUUCAUUAACUUCCCAGGGGUGUAAUCACGCGCGUUUAAGAGCGGCUUAAGAACAAUUUCUAUAGUGUCACUUUUUUGGGGGACACCCUGUAUAACGGAGUACAGCGCAAUGCUAGCCUUUUGUAUGUUACGUAACACGGAAGAAGUUGGGUCGGCACGAAGCACUAGGAAGAUGUUCUGUGACUGGUUGAUUAUGACAAUGACAAAAGAAUAAGCUAUAGAAUGGUUUUCUAAAGAAUGAAGCAAGAACAAUGUUCCUUUUGUUUAUGUAAGCCAAUUACGUCUUUUGUUAUUGUCAUAAUCAACCAAUCACAGAACAUCUUCCUAGAGCUUCGUGUUUACUGAGCGGAAGUUAUUAAUUCGCUGACCUCAGAAUGACAUUUCGUCAAACAUUUUUUCUUCAAGAUUGGUCUAGAAACAAACUUGGAGUAGGGAUAGGUUAGGGUUAGGGUUAGAGUUGGUGUUUGGAAUAGGGUUAGUGAAACCGUUGCUUUGUUACAUUUUGUCCCUCUGAGGCCAGCGAAAUAACCUCUUUUAAAGCUUCUCAAGCGGCAAACGGACUUAAAAAGUAUGUUUAGUGCUUUAUCUGUAAAAUAAUGCUAAAACGAAGAGAUUUUAGAUGGUACGCCAAAGAGAAACGCCAAAGAGAUGGUACGCCUAUUAUUUACUACAAAAUAAAGUUAAAACAAAGUGUAAUUUUUUUUUGGGGGGGGGGGGACGCCUAAAACAAUUUUAGGUUUUGAACACUUUCAUGGCAAAUACGCAACGUUGAAACUAAAAAUUGCCUCAUAAUUAUUUUCAUUAUACAGUAUAGUAGUUUAUUUGAAGACCAAAAAAUAGGAUUGAAAGAUGCAGUUAAUUUUCUUGCUAAGUGUCAACAUUUUCGAAGUUGACCAUCGUCUGCUAACACGUAACGCUUCCUGCUUCCUUACAUGCUCACAAAAUAUACAUUAUUUUUUUUCAAAAACUAUCAACAUUUUCUCUUUAGACAUUUGCCAACUGUUCAUGUAUUGCAAGUUCCUCAUCAAGUUCUGAGUUCGGAACGGCAAAGUUUGGAAUGUGUGACCGAGACUGCAAGAAUUUUAUAUUCUUUAUUUCACUGCUGGCGGUAAAUAUUGUGCUACAAUUUGCUAAAAUGGUGCCGGACAAGACAGUUACAAUGAGGUAAGAUGUGAUAUAUGAACAAUGACAGCGAGUGUUUCACCGGGAUAUACAAUUGUUUUCGAGUGUUUGGAUAUCCCGGUGAAACACGAGCUCGAGUUGUAAUGAAUCGAGGUCAGUUAUCCAAAUGGCAUCUUGUGAUCAAAUAGGUGAUUAUCAUUGGCUGAAUUGCUCAUGAAUUAUUAAUGAAUUUGAGAAGUAUGAUAGAAAACUACAAAUGAUCUUGUCCUCAAAAGUGACAGUGUGUUGGUACUACAGUCUGAUUGUAAGAUUCGGUUUGACUACAAAACAUCACAGGUAUUUAACCCACUUCACUGGAAAAAAGUAAUGAAAUUCAUACGAUGGAAUUUGUGAUUGCAUCACUAAAUAGUAUAGAGCGUUUGCACUCAUUCCCCGGGACCAACUCAACCAAAUUUGAAUUGGAAUACCAACAUGGCGGCUGUGACGUCAUGUGCAAACGCUCUAUAUCCAUAGACCAUACUAUCUCCAUAUUAUAUCCAUAGAAGGAAAAUUGCAAUUAGUAUGAAAAUUGCAAUUAGCAUGAAAAUUGCAAUUAGUAUGAAAAUUGGAUUCCAUACAAAUCAAGAUCAAUACAAAUUUGUAUUGUACUGAAGGAUUUUGAAAAAAAAUUCUAGUGCUUCUUUGAGUUUUAUAUGAUAAUCACCUCUUUCUAGAUGUGUUCCUGACAACAAACGUGCUUUUGCUAAUGGCAUACAAUAUAUUUUCAUGAAAACAAUCGGCCUUAUGCCUGGUCCCAUAAUAUUUGGUCAUGUAGUUGACUCGUAUUGUACUGUAUGGCAAGAUACAUGUGGUGUGAAGGGGAGAUGCUUUGAUUAUGAUAUUGACAGCUUGAGUUAUGCAGUUUGUGUCCUCGGAGUCACACUAACAUGUAAGUACGGGAUUUCGAGAGUAUGUAAGACAUGCAUGCAUAUGUAUAUGGAUGGAUAUGGAUAGAUAUUGAUAUAUAUUGUUAAGUAUGGAUGCAUAUGGAUAGAUAUGAAUAGACAUGGAUAAAUAUUAGUAGGUAUGAAUUAAUAAUGGUAGACAGAUAUGGAUAGAUAUUGAUAUAGUCAUUGACAGACUGGCAUAGAUAUUGAUAAACAUGGAGAGAUAUGGAUAAAGAUUGAUAUAUAUUAAUAAACAUGAGUAGAUAUUGAUAGAUAUUGAUAAACUUUGAUAGAUGUGAGUAAAUAUAGAUAGCUGUGGAUAGGUAUGCAUAGUUAUUCAUAGAUACGGUAUGGAUAGAAAUUGCUAUAUAUGGAUGAGGCAUAGAUAUGGAUAUGUCAAUUAAAUAAAUCAUUACUGUUUAUAUUUCUCUCUAGUUUUCUCAGCUUCCUUCUACUUUUUAUCCUGGUAUUUGUACAAACCGGAAGAGCAGUCAAAAUCUGGAGAUGUUAUCAAAGAUCCUGAGGCCUUAGAAAAUGGCAAAGAAACUAAACUGUAGCUAGACAGCAUGAACACAGGCACAGCAUUUUAAACACAUAUGACAUAUACUACGCCAAUUAAUAUGUGUAAAACACGCAAUUUUUACUUAUUUCAUAUAUCACAUACGGUAAUUGAGCAUAUAUACUCGGUAAUAUCACAGAGAAAAGAUAUACCAGAGAGGAAACAUGCGGCAAAUUGUGUCACGCCGAUAUAUUCAGUCUAUUUACUAUAGAAAACUAUAUUAAUUCGCUAUUUUAUUAAAUUUUGACCAUGCAGAGGAAAAACUAUACGUAUUAUAGAAGUAAACAUGUUUUUUUAUGCAAGAGUUAUAUUUUGAGGCAUUUAUAUCAUUUGCUGCUUCGUUUUUUUAUAUAUGAGCAUCUGAAACCUCCAGCCAGUGCUUUUCACGAUUUUAAUAAGGAAUAGAUAGGGGGAAAAAACUUUUGCAAAAUAAUAAUUUUUAAUAAAAAGAAAUCAAUAAAAGUGAUCCCUUACCGUUAUUCUACAAGAAUUUAUUGAACAAAACUUCCAUGGGUAUCUCAUUUUUUUAAAAAAAGCGAUUUUCACCUUUCGAACGGUGUUUUCCCUAUCGUUUGCUAUGAAAUUUCAGCGACGGCACUGGCUGGAAGAUUUUGCGUGGCGCGUGGAACCUGCGUGGAACGCGUGACACAAAAAUUCACGUUAUCGAGGUGUCUGUUCCUCUCUGAUAUAUCUUUACUCUGUGGUAAUAUACGAAGACAAUUGACAUAUAUCACAGGUGAACAAAUUCAUCAUAUACUCAUCAUUUUUACAUAACCCAUACAUCCAUACUCAGAUGUAUACAAACUGUAAUGGCAAUUUUAUUGUAUAUAGGAAAAUACAUUGUUCAAAUGUCUGCACGGAUGUGGC